Molecule: messenger RNA, 459 nt
Organism: Paramuricea clavata
Lineage: Eukaryota; Metazoa; Cnidaria; Anthozoa; Malacalcyonacea; Plexauridae
Source: the annotation of a GenBank genome assembly
AUGCCUCAAGCAGAUGUCAACCCUCAAAAAAUUCCAGUCCUUUUCGUUGAAAAUCUAAAGAAUGACAUAGAAUAUUACAUUGAUUUGUCUGUGGCCGCCUCAACCAAACAGACAUACAGUGCUGGUGAGAAACGGUUUAUUGCUUUUGUAAAAUUAUAUCGACCCCAUGAAGGAAAGCACCUUCUACCAGCAAGUGAAGAAACACUCGUGCAAUUUUUAGCCUAUUUAGCCAAAACCAUCAAACACACAUCCAUAAAAAACUAUCUUGCAGCAGUUCGUCAUUUUCCCAUACAAAAUGGUUUUCCAUUGGAUUGUCAAAAGAUGUCACGUCUCCAGCUGGUUCUUCGGGGUAUAAAACGUUCCCAAGGUGAUGAGAAAAGAGUGCGCCUUCCAAUAACAAUCCAUCAUUUAAAACUUUUUCACAUGAUGCUAGCGAUACCUAGCAAUAACACAUUUUGA